Microdochium trichocladiopsis is the source of this 938-nucleotide messenger RNA. RefSeq lists its product as uncharacterized. Bases 259 to 798 code for a protein of 179 amino acids. The transcript has a single exon. Lineage: Eukaryota; Fungi; Ascomycota; Sordariomycetes; Xylariales; Microdochiaceae. The record is from RefSeq and is a predicted model, not a curated record.
GGGGCACAGCUUGUAGGUUGUGGGCGCUGGUUUGGAGACAAUGGUUUCGUCGGUUGCGGAUGAAAGGAUGACAUAUCGAAACUUAGCACCGCUGCACGAGGAAGGGGAUCGACGCAGAAAUAUCCCUCCCAUGCUCUCACGCAUGACCGCAUACUUGCGAUUGCUUGACGGCCACAACGCUAUUUUUGUUUAGCGGAGAGCUCCAGUUCGUUGCCCACACAAAUCCGCCGCAGAUUGGAUCAGUAUAAGGUCUCUGCCAUGGUACUACAGCCAGGUCUCACAGCUGAGCCAUCCCUGGUGCGAUCUGAGCAGGAGGGCCUGGGAUCCCUGGACCCAAACCCCUGCAAGUGGCGCACUUUGGGGGCCACACAGCCGUCUUCCCCGGGCCUGCUCCAAGCGCGCGAAGGCACAGAGUAUGCACACGCCCCGAAGCUCUCGAGGGGUUGGCAGUUGCGUCUCUUGGAGACGACGGUGAAUUAUCUUCACAAGAUGUUGGGUGUUGGAAGUGGCAGACACACACCACCCAGGGAUGGGGGAAGGCCGCCACGGAGAAUGCCUGAAGCAUCCCGCAGCACCAGUUGUACACAGCAUAUGCGGAAACCUGCAGGUCUCCGGACUUCUCAAUGGUCGCACAGAUCGCCAUCAGUGACUUCUCACGUCUCCAAGGGAGGGCACAAAAGGUCUUGUAGGGAGUUCAUCAGGUCUAGGUCCACGGCGGCCAACGGGCUUGGCCAUCAGCAGAAGGACUACAAUUUAUCCCCCGUCUCGUUUCUGCAGCACAUCCCCUGGGUUAUGUAAUUGCUGCGCCCAUUUGACUCGCAUCUCGUGCGGCACCGCGGGGGGUUUUUGCAAGUAGAUCCUCAAGCACGCUUUUAGAACCCCGGUCUGUCCUGAAAUGGACCGGGCUGGCCUUGGCUGAUCUGAAGCGACCUGUGCGG